Messenger RNA from Astrephomene gubernaculifera, 4471 nucleotides. The record is from the annotation of a GenBank genome assembly. Lineage: Eukaryota; Viridiplantae; Chlorophyta; Chlorophyceae; Chlamydomonadales; Astrephomenaceae.
AGACGUGCUCCAAUAGGACAAUGGGCUGUUGAGUGGUUGCGCUUUGCAGCACAUGCUGUUGUAUGCAGCUCCGCGGUUUCGCUCAUAUGUCUACACUCACGACCAACCCAUCUUUAUGAUAUCUAUUUACUUCCCAAUGUCUUAAGGUUAUUGGCUCAGUGAGGCCUGCUCGACAGCUGAAUAUCCUAAUGCUUGCUGAUUGGUUCGCUUGGAGGUUCACUGGCCCGUAAGCAAGCGUAACAAUGCCGGCCCUUGUGGUUCUGAACCGGAAAUGGCACAUUGCAACAGACGACUUGCCGUUGCCCAGUAUAAUGGGCGCCGUGUGGCACGGCGUCCUGCUAUGUGCCAUCGCGGUCGACUUGGCAUUUGUGGUUCGUCAACUCGACAACAGUUGCUAUUAUCGCGAGCGCCACAUAGUCUACCUCUCCAUACAUAUAGCCUGUGUGUGCGUUAAUUGCCUUCUUCACACAUGGACCUUUUUCGAAAGUAUUCGAGGCUCAAUCUUCCAGCCCAACCGCCGGAGCCGGGUCGGCCCGUUGGCGGUUGCCGUUUCCCUCUGUUACGCCCUAACCAUCGGCAACAAUGCGUACGGCACCCGGCUCAUCUACCAGCAGGCUCGUCAGCCCGAGUGCCCUGCCGUACAGGGGCCACUACAUCUAAACCACAACAGGCUCCUCAUGUUCAUUGUCGUGGCCAACUGGGUUUCCCUCUUCAUCGGUUGCUUAGCCGUCUUCAUAACACUCAACCUUUUCUCAACCUACAAAACAGCCAGCACCUGGUUACGGAGCCUUUCCCAGCUCUGCCGUACUGCAACUUCGCGCUGUAGCGGCUGUUGCGGUACAACGCCACCGUACAUUGUUGCGGUUUUCCAGGGGCUGUGCUGCGGAUGGGGAGUGAGUGCCGUAGCAGGGAAAGGGGACGGCGCGGAGGAGGAGGAAGCGGAGGAGGAAAGCGCGAGGGCCAUGGCUAAGAACAUGUCUCCCAUGGUGGUGAUUGCGAACGUCAUCCAACACGUUUUCGGUGGGGUGGACAUGACCCUAACCGACUACCUAGCAGCCUUUGCUCUGGUGGGCGCUCGCCACCGGCACGCCAAGCCCGCAUGCACCUACUCCAACGCAGCCCCCCCGGACUGGCUCCAGCAGCAAGGUGCUGACUACGCAUCGCACCAAGAAACUCACCUUACUGCCACCUCCGCCUCCACCGCCCCCGUCACGCCUAACUCCCAACCCAACGGCGUCGUCGCUGCAACCCCAACCGCGGCCCAAGCAAUGCUCCGGCCGCCGCUCAUCGUAGAAAUUGUUGCUGCUACCAAUGGCACGAGCAGUGCUGUAAAUGGCGGUGCUGCUGCUGGCGGUGGUGUCAGCCCGGCUGGGAGGGCUGUAUCUAGAGCGGGCGGGUCAGGGUCAUCAGCCUUGCAGCCAUCCGAGGAGGGCGGCAGCGGCCUAAGUUAUACGGCCCAUCCAAAUGCGUCGCCGGCAGGUGCUGCUGCUGCUGCUAGCUGCAAUGGAACUUCGUCGCUACCCACGGACACGCUCCACCGGGCAAACGGCGAGGAAAGCAACCCCGGGGGAGCUUACCGAACAAGGGCUUCUAGCGACGGUGCCGCUGUUCCCACCACCUCCGCAAUCGCAACUACUGCUGAUGCUGAUGCAACUGAUGCUGCAACCAUCGCGGCUCAGCUCCCGGAGAUGAACGGUGGCAUGCCCGGCAACAUCAAUCCGGACCCCAAGCGACCCGCCGGGUCGGUGAUCCCGGCCAUGACUACCGCCACCAGCAGUGUGUUCGGUCAGGCGGUGCUGCCGGACGGAACGCUGCCUGUGCUGUUGCACCCCAGGCGGGAGUGGGACGGGGAGAGCCGCUGGACGCCUAACGCCAGCCUAGAGGUGAUGGAGGAGGCGGUGCACUACAUGCGAUUCGCAACAGCGGUGUACGGCUGGAAGCUGUACUUUUGGAUGAACCGGCUUCAGGUGACCAACUGCUGUCUGCUUUGCGUGGGCCGAGGCUGCAACUGCUGCCAGCGGUGCGCUUCAUGCGGCUUGCUGGGGCCUGAGGACGCAGGGCCCUCGGAGGGCUGCUGCUCCCCCGCCAAGCUAAUGGACCGGGAGGCCAUCACACGCUUCACCGGCAUAGCGGAUUCAGACAUCUUAUACGUCAGCUACAAAAACAAGAUCGGAGGCCUGCUGCCGUAUUACAUUGCGGUUGACCGUUCGCGGCGUUCGUUGGUGGUUUCAAUACGCGGUUCGUUGUCGUUUCGCGAUGUGGUGACCGACCUGCUGUGUGAGCCGACGGAGUAUGACGUGCCUGGAGUGGCAUCCACGGACGCCCAGGGCCGGCGUGUCAUGUGGGCGCAUGCGGGCAUCCUGCGCUGCACCCGAGCCAUCCUGGCGGACAUCCAACAGCAGGGGGUGCUGGCGGCGGCGCUGACGGAGUGGCCGGGGGAGCUGGAGGCGCGUGAGAGGCUGCUGGCGGGGCUGCCGAGCGAGCGAGCGAGGGCGGUUGCGGCGGCGCUGCAGGGAGAGUGUGCUGGCUGGAGGCUGGUGGUCACUGGCCACAGCCUAGGCGCCGGAGUCACUGGGCUGUUAGGGCCGCUGCUGCAGGCUGACUUCCCCAACCUGCGUUGCUGGGCCUUCGCUCCCCCGGGCGGCCUCAUGAGCCCAAAGGCUGCAGAGCUCACCCGGCAUUACUGCGUGGGUGUCGUACACGCCAAGGACAUGAUUCCCCGACUGGGCGUUGUAACGGUGGAGCGGCUGGUGCAGGAGCUGGUGACAGCAGGCGUGCACUGCCGCCUGACUAAGGCAGCCAUCAUGGCGCGGCUGGUGCUGCUGGGGCGCCAACCGCGGCAGGAGGAGCUCUUCGAACCCUUUGAGCAGCUAAGCGAGGAGCAGCGAGAGGCACUCAGAGCCUACAGCGACCUCAAGGCGUACUCCGUGGGGUCCCGGUACGACAAUGCGCGCGAUUUCGUUCCCCCGGGUCGCCUGCUGUAUUUGGAGCGGCACAAGGCGGGGGAAGACGAGGGGCCGCCCUGCUGCAGCUGCAAUGUGUGCUUGCUGGACAGAAGCAGCCCCGGGGCGACCUUCAACUGCAGGUGGAUUGAGGUGGAUGACCUGAUGGCAGGCGGGCUCGUGAUUUCCAGAUCCAUGUUCCUAGACCACGUGCCGGACAAUGCACUGCUAGCCAUGGAGCAGGCGCUGCAGCAAAUGCGUGCCGAGCACGCGCAAGGCCCCAAAGCACCCGCCAGCUACCCGCUGCCGCCACCAUCGCCACCAAGGUCAUCCGCUGCUCCUGUAGCGGCCGGAAGCGCCUCACAACCACCCGCUUUCCAGUUCCCGCCGGAAGGCCCCCUGCGGCAGAAGCCCCCCAAGUUUCCAGUCAAGUUGCUUACCUAUUGCCCGCUGCAAGGUGCGGUGACCUGCUAGCUGGGCCCCAGAUCCCCAGAAUCUAGCCGAACGGCAUGGGACAUGCUAGCGGCGGAGCGUUGAGGAGGUAGGGGGCGGGUUCCGCUGACAGGAGGAGGGGGUCCCCUGAGGAGCAGCAGCAACAGCAGCACCGGGAGAACACGCCGGGAGCUGUAGCGGCAGGGGUAGAGAGAGCCGGGCUUGGCGCAGUAUGGUGCGGUUUGCUUGCGGGGGGGAGGAGAAGUCGUGUUGUGGUCAUGGACGGCUUGGCGGCGUUGGGGGGGUGGCGUGGGGCAUAUGAGGCGACUUCGGGUGAUGUAACGCCGCGUGCAGCAUGCGGCAGCAUGCCGGAUGCGGAUGCAGUGCUGGUGCACCUGCUGUGAGCUAGUUUGUGAUUACAUUCACGCAGUUGCAUCUCUGCAUUUUCCAGUACGGAGGAGGUUUAUUACGCGGUUCUUAGCGCGUAGUGGUUGCGUGCUCAUUGCUUGGCUUGCGUUCCGCUGUGGUCCUGUUACCACUGCUGCUGGUGGCGUAACUAUGUGGUCUGUUAUGGAGUGUGGGUUAGUUGGGGCAGAUGGUGUUUUAUUCAGUUUUCGUACGGCAACUUAGGAUCCGUGCGGCUUGAUCUGUGACCCAUGCCGCUGCUCCUUAGCGGGUGUUCCAGGAUGAGUUAAGGCGUUUGCGCGGAGCUCGUACGGACGUUUUUGGUCGUAUAGAUACCGGUAUUUUUCAUUCUGAGUGAUUCUGGUUCCACUGCAUUGUCGCCCUGUGUAUUAGACGUCUACAACGGUGGCCUUGCAUGUCGUAAAAUGAUCCAAUCGUCGUAAUGUUUGCUGAGUACCCGAUUGUUAUUUUUGGCUAGAGUGAUCGUCGGCUGGCUAUUUCGGAGCGCUCCCGUUGCUGUCUGAGUUUUCCUCAUGAGCCUGGGUGACGUAGUUGUGUUUUCAAUACCAGGUUCUGUCGUACAGCCGGGGUCGUACAUCCCAUGCAUGUUGUCCCACAUGUAGGGGUUUCACCUCGUUUAUGUUGGUGGUUGUCGUCGCAAUCUGAUGCACCUUAUUGGACGUGCUGGAGCC